CCGCGGCGCGAACUGGUGACCGAGCGCCCCGCCCCCUGCGCGUGCGCACAAAGCCUGCGUGCCGCGUGCCUCCGCUUAAAGUGGCCGAGUCCCGGGCGCGAGCGUUGUGAGAGGGGCGGGAAGGGCUGAGGUGGGAGGAUAGCCUUCUGUUCGCAGCGUGCGCUUUGUCCUACGUUCCUUCAUCCCAGUGAGACUGAGCUGUGCGAGCACUUGUUGCUUGUGAAGGGCGGUUUGUUUUUCACUUUUAAGGGUAAUGCUGUGUGAUAUGUGCUUCUUGUUUCAGUGGAUGAGAUUUUGUUCACUGAUGUGAUAUGGGGCUGUAUUACAUAUAGCUUUCUGGCCACUCCUAAAAUUCCAGCAAAGCUGCUGUUGUAUACAACGUAAUUCUGUGUGUGUGUGUGUGUGUGUAUAUACUUUCACAGGCUAUAUGUGUACUUGCAGUAUGUGUGUGGAGGGGUGAAGAGGCAUCUUUAUUUGAAGAAACGGUAGUAAGAGGAUGAGCCAUGAAAAAGCAGGGCUCUCCCUGUACGACUCCCCAGGCUGCCCCGCACAUCCAUACAGCUGUGGAACUGACUGGGAAAGGCAAACCGUUCUGUGGACACUGUGUCCCCGGAAACUGCUGUGCUGUGCAAACUGACUGCUUCAAGAACUGGAAAAACUCUUACAGGUUAAUAGUCCUAGCGACUCUGCCCUGCCUCUUCCAUAAAGGCAAGGUCUUUCUGCUAUAGCUUUAGCCAUGGUAUUUUAGUGUAUCCAAGAAUCAUCUGCAUCUGUGCCAACAUAAGAUCACGUUCCACAGGACUUGAAGUAAUGUAUUUGGUACUGGUCUAGAAAAGAGGAGUAACAAGAAGGCUUACACCUCCAUAUUCUUUUUUCAACUACAUCAGUUGGACUAGUGAGAGAUAACACCUUCACCAGGACUAACUCUCAAAAGACAUUGAUGAAAGUUUGCUGAAGGUGUCUGGAUGGAAGUGCUGCAGCACGUCUAAAGUGGAACAAGAAGAGGACCGAACUCCAUCUCUGCUCUGACUUGGAGAAAAGAGUGCCACCUGCUGAGCGGAUGAGCCAGUUUUGCAAACACAAGAAAAGACUGGGUGUGGUAAUUAAACUACUGACCUGGGACUCAUCGGACAAACCCAGCUAUGCAUCAGAUACGCUUCAUAGUCAUGGUGUAAAAGCAAUGCAGAGUAUCAUAACACCUCAGUAUAUCUGGAGAAAAGACACAUUAUCUUCUGGGAAUUAUGGUAUCAGAACUGGCACUGUGCCUUGUUUGAAGGACCUACAACUAAGUGGACCCUACUGACCUGUGAACAACGAAGGAUAACAGUGAAAAGAAGUGUGAGAAGCACACAAAGAAAAAGGAAGUGGAGGCACUUUCAUUGGGACUUCUUUCCUGCCCUUUAUUACUAAUACUGAAUGGAAAAGAGAGAUUUAUGUGCCUUUUCUCCCCCAGUCUCAGGGAUGGGUGUAUUAUAAAUACGGUGUGUGCAGUUGGAAGAAUAGACUGAAUCAUGAAUCUUCAGGCUCAGCAAAAGUCUUCAACCAAAAGGACUGGGAAACGAAUGACUUAUUUUAAUGAGCAAGAUAUAACUGUGUCAUCAAAAGAGCCACAGCAGCAGCUUAAAGAAGGACAGUAUUAUGGUCAUGGAGGGAAUAUUCCAGCCUCCCAAACUAUGGAAAUUCCUCACACAGCAGGAUUAACGAGUGCCCCCAGCAAUGUUGCUUUGAUGAACUCGGUUUACAGUCAAGAUAGGGGAGAAUCAAUGAUGAUGUCCCAGACAGUAACAGCUGUCAAAUGGCAGAAUUCUCUAAUGGGAAACAGGUUGCCAGAGAGAGGUGAUGCCCACUGGCAAUCUCCAUCUGCAAUGUGGAACCACAGUAUGGUUUUUGGAAGCAAUCCAAAAGGACCCCAUGCCAAUGCAGGUGCCCCAGGCUUCUAUGGUCACCCAGAAGCCCUUAAAAGAAAUCAAGAGAAAGGAGUAUUUGUGUCUCAGAUGGAUUUGUAUGAAGAUGCAGUUCAACAAAUGAUGUCCCAGAAGGCUCAGCUGGAGCAGCAAGCUCUGGUUAGACAGCAAGCACAAAUGAAUUCCUUUCAUCAGAUGCAGAAACAGCAGCAGCAGAAUCAAAGUCUGCCAUUACAGCCUUUUCAGCUUGCAUUUGGUCACCAAGGCCAGAAGCAAGGACUUCCUGAAUUAUUGCAUGUCUUUCAAGAAGCCCCAGCUUCUUCCACUCCAGCGUUUACUGCUCAACAAAAACAGCAAGCUCUUCCGCAGCUACAACUGUUUGAAAAUUUCUAUCCUCAGCAGCAGCAACAGGCUGCCACACAAGCCUUUGGUCUACAGCAAACUACUUCCAUAGCACAGCCUCAUGUUGCAGCUGCAGCACCUCAGCAUCACAUGAUGGCGCACCAGUUUCAGCAAACGGAGAGGAACCAGGAACUAUUCAAGGCUCUAACAGAGCAGAACCAACAGACUGUUCUACCUCAGACCCAGAUUCCUUUUCCAAGAAGAUCACGGAGACUCUCCAAAGAAGGCGUCCUGAUGACAUCUACUGGAGAAGUGUUGGCUUCCAAGCAGGCAGAAGAACAAUCUGGCAAUUUAUUUCUCCAUCACUGGCAAGCGCAUCAGCAAGAGGUCCCAUUACAGCAGCCGGUUGAAUCACUGACCCAUAACAAAAGUAGCUAUUCACAUCCCAAGAGAAUGGAUCAGGGGCAGAAGGAUGUCCUAGCCAACAGUGAACCAUGCCAGGUGGAAACAGACAGGCACACCAUCGCUCAGAAUGGCAGAGAUGCGGAGAAACAGACAUUAGCAGCAGAAGAAAACACUUCAAGAACUAAUGACUUUCAGGGUGUUAGAGGUGGUGUAAUCCAAAGUACACGAAGGAGACGGCGUGUUUCUCAAGAAGCCAAUUUGCUAACUUUGGCCCAAAAAGCUGUUGAGCUGGCUUCUCUCCAGAACGUCAAGGAAUCGGAUACUUCAGAAGAGAAGAAAAGUGUGCUGAUAGCAGCUCCAGGACCUACAGCUGCUAAAAGUGUUGUGGAAUUUGCCAGUUCUUCACCAGCUCCCAAAAAACCCCGGGAGGAUAGCAGCCUUGUGCCUCUUAUCAUUCCUGUAUCUGUGCCAGUGAGAAAAAUUGACUUGCAAAACCUUGAAAAAGAGAAGUCUGAGGAUGGGAAAUUCCAGAGAGGCCAAACAAAUGAUCGAACUCCUUGUGAACGCAAGCCUUCUGUGAUAGUCACUCGGAGGCGAUCUAAUCGUAAUACUAACAUGGAAACCUCAAAUCAGCAUGAACAUGCUGUUCCAAAGGAUGAAGCAGAGGGCUUUGCCCGGAAACCAAAGCAGCGCCCAAGACCUGAGCCACUCUUCAUACCACCAAAAGCUGGCACCUUUAUUGCACCACCUGUUUAUUCUAAUAUUACACCGUAUCAGAGCCACUUACGGUCACCUGUCCGUCUGGCAGACCAUCCUUCUGAUAGGAACUUUGAACUACCUCCUUACACUCCUCCACCAAUUCUUAGUCCAGUGAGAGAAGGAUCUGGGCUAUAUUUUAAUGCUAUCCUCUCUUCAAGUGGUCAUCCGGUUCCACCUCCAAUGACUCCUAAAAGUGCUCACAGAACUCUGCUUAGAUCAAACAGUUCAGAGGUUACGCCUCCUGUUCUUUCUGUGGUGGGAGAAGCCACCCCAGUCAGCAUUGAACCGCGUAUAAAUGUAGGAACUCGCUUUCAAGCAGAAAUCCCUUCACUCCAAGACAGAUCUCUGGCAGCAGCUGAUGAACAUAAAGCAGAGCUGGUGUGGCAGCCAUGGGGCGACCUGGAAACCAACAGAGUCACCCAACAGAAUGUGGAAAGCCUGCUAGCUGCUGCCUGCUCAAGCAUUUUUCCUGGAGGUGGAACCAACCAGGAGCUGGCACUGCAUUUCUUACAUGAAGAAAAGGGAAGCAUUCUGGGAGCUCUGACCAAGCUGCUAUUGAAGGGGCCAGUACGAUCACCUACCCAUCCACUGGCAGAUUAUCACUACACAGGAUCCGACAGUUGGAAAGUUGCUGAAAAGAAGCUUUUCAACAAAGGCAUUGCGAUCUACAAGAAGGACUUUUUCUUAGUCCAAAAGCUGAUAAAAACCAAGACAGUGGCUCAGUGUGUGGAAUUCUAUUACACGUAUAAGAAGCAAGUGAAAAUUGGUCGGAAUGGGACCUUAAUUUUUGGGGACAUAGAUGUUGCUAAUGAAAAGUCUGUGCGAGAUGAAGCUGAAGUUGACAUCAAGAGUUCCCACAGGUUUGCACGUGUUCUUCCUCUCAGAAGGGACUUUUUCAGUGAAGAACAGGGGCACUUGGAAGAUGAAGAAGAGGAGGAAGAGGAAGCAGAGGAAGGGUUGGAUAACAGAAAGAAGAGCACACUCCUUCUCAAAGAUGAACAGACACUACAGGAUGAUUUAAUAGCCAAUGAUGCCCAUAUGAGGAGUCGAGAGGCAACUGUUACAGGCAGAAUUGGAAGAAGGCCGAGGGAGACGACCAUGAAGCCUCGAAAGCUUAUUCCUGCUCCAGUUCAGAGGAGGCGGCGAAAACAGAAGAUAAAAUCAGAUGUUACCAGUAAAAUCCAGAACACAGAAAAUACAUUUCCAUGUAAAAAGUGUGGCAGGGUGUUCUACAAGGUGAAGAGUCGCAGUGCUCACAUGAAGAGCCAUGCGGAGCAGGAGAAGAAGGCAGCCGCACUGAAGCAGCAAGAGAGAGAGGCAGCAGCAGCAGCAGAGGCGGCGGCAGCAGCAGCCCACAGCCAGGCUCAGCAGGAAGAGAGCAGUGAGAGUGGGGAAAGCAGCAGUGGAAGCAGCAGUGGGAGCUCGGAUGAGGAUGGAGAAAUAUAGCAGCAAGCUAGAAAUGGAGGGAGUAGCAAGGCUGGACCUAUCACCCUCUCAGUGGUUUCACAUUUUUUGCUUGUGCUUUUCUGACCUGAACCAUCAGGUCUCAGUUUCAGUGCUGCAGCCUCCUCUUGCCACAUGUUCCACUUCACCUUGCCAGUACUGACCAAAUCAGAGUGGCAGACAAGAAGAUCUGUUUCAGCUUGGAUUUAAAAAAAAAAACAAA
Messenger RNA from Meleagris gallopavo (turkey), 5076 nucleotides. The record is from RefSeq and is a predicted model, not a curated record. Lineage: Eukaryota; Metazoa; Chordata; Aves; Galliformes; Phasianidae.